GGAAGUUCCACGUCAGUGGCGAGUGAGCUGUUCUCAGGAAUUGCUGGGACUCCGAUUGCCAUUGACACGUAUCUAGCAUUUCUCUGGUUUUAUUGUGGCAACUCGUCGAUAAAUUAUGCCUCUGCGGCUGGACAUUAAACGGAGGCUGACGGCCCGGUCAGACCGAGUCAAGAGUGUUGAUCUUCAUCCUACUGAGCCAUGGAUGCUCGCCAGUCUUUACAACGGCAGUGUCUGUGUGUGGAACCAUGAGACACAGACCCUGGUGAAGACUUUUGAAGUUUGCGACCUCCCUGUGAGAGCGUCCAAAUUUGUGGCUAGAAAGAACUGGGUGAUCACCGGCGCCGAUGACAUGCAGAUCCGUGUGUUCAACUACAACACAUUGGAGCGUGUCCACAUGUUCGAGGCUCAUUCAGACUACAUACGCUGCAUUGCAGUACACCCAACCCAGCCUUACAUCCUGACUAGUAGUGAUGACAUGCUGAUCAAGCUGUGGGACUGGGACAAAAAGUGGUCAUGCAGCCAGGUUUUCGAAGGUCACACUCACUAUGUCAUGCAGAUCGUGAUCAAUCCAAAAGACAAUAACCAGUUUGCCAGUGCCUCCCUGGACAGAACAAUUAAGGUUUGGCAGCUUGGCUCCUCGGCUCCCAAUUUCACUCUGGAAGGCCAUGAGAAAGGAGUCAAUUGUAUUGACUACUACAGUGGAGGCGACAAGCCUUACCUCAUUUCAGGGGCUGACGAUCGCCAGGUCAAGAUCUGGGACUAUCAGAACAAAACCUGUGUGCAGACUCUGGAGGGCCAUGCCCAAAAUGUCUCAUGCGUGAGCUUUCACCCAGAGCUUCCAAUCAUCAUCACUGGAUCAGAGGAUGGCACGGUUCGUAUCUGGCACUCAAGCACUUACAGACUGGAGAGCACUCUGAACUACGGCAUGGAGCGAGUCUGGUGCGUCUGUGGAUUAAGGGGUUCGAACAAUGUGGCUCUGGGCUACGAUGAAGGCAGCAUCAUAAUCAAGGUUGGUCGUGAGGAGCCAGCCAUGUCUAUGGACACCAAUGGGAAAAUCAUCUGGGCCAAACACAGUGAAAUACAGCAGGCCAACCUGAAGGCCAUGGGAGAUGCCGAGAUCAAGGACGGAGAGAGACUUCCGCUGGCUGUCAAAGACAUGGGCAGCUGUGAAAUCUACCCACAAACAAUUCAACACAAUCCUAAUGGACGAUUUGUUGUGGUCUGUGGUGAUGGAGAGUACAUCAUCUACACAGCUAUGGCUCUGAGGAACAAGAGCUUCGGCUCAGCGCAGGAGUUUGUUUGGGCACAUGACUCCUCUGAAUAUGCAAUCAGAGAAAGUAACAGUAUCGUCAAAAUCUUCAAAAACUUUAAAGAGAAGAAAUCUUUCAAGCCAGACUUCGGAGCUGAAGGUAUCUACGGAGGUUUCCUGCUGGGAGUGAGAUCUGUGAAUGGCCUGGCGUUCUAUGACUGGGAAAACACUGAACUCAUCCGCCGCAUUGAAAUUCAGCCGAAACAUAUCUUCUGGUCUGACUCUGGUGAGCUGGUCUGUAUUGCCACAGAAGAGUCUUUCUUCAUUCUUCGUUAUUUGGCCGAUAAAGUGGCUGCCUCUCAAGAAAACAAUGAAGGAGUGACUGAGGAUGGUAUUGAGGAUGCAUUUGAGGUCCAAGGCGAGAUCCAGGAGAUUGUGAAAACUGGACUGUGGGUGGGCGACUGCUUCAUCUACACCAGCUCAGUGAACAGGCUCAACUACUUUGUAGGAGGCGAGAUUGUCACUAUUGCUCACUUGGACAGAACAAUGUACUUGCUUGGAUACAUUCCCAAGGACGAUCGUCUGUACCUUGGAGACAAGGAGCUCAACAUUGUCAGCUACUCCCUGCUGGUUUCAGUCCUGGAGUACCAGACGGCUGUGAUGAGAAGGGACUUUGGGAUGGCCGACAAGGUUCUUCCUACAAUUCCUAAAGAGCAGCGGACAAGGGUGGCCCAUUUCCUGGAGAAACAGGGCUUCAAGCAGCAGGCGUUGGCUGUGUCGACAGAUCCAGAGCACAGGUUUGAGCUGGCGUUACAGUUGGGAGAGCUGAAGAUCGCUUACCAGCUUGCUGUGGAGGCCGAGUCGGAGCAGAAGUGGAAGCAGUUGGCUGAGUUGGCGAUAAGUAAAUGCCAAUUCGGCCUGGCCCAGGAGUGUCUGCAUCAUGCCCAGGAUUACGGCGGGUUGCUGCUCCUCGCUACUGCUUCCGGGAACGCCACCAUGGUGGGGAAGCUGGCAGAAGGAGCCGAAAGAGAUGGCAAGAACAAUGUUGCCUUCAUGACCUACUUCCUGCAGGGGAAUUUGGAUCAUUGUUUGGAGCUUCUGAUCAGAACCAAUCGUCUGCCUGAAGCUGCAUUUCUGGCUCGGACUUAUCUUCCCAGCCAGGUGUCUCGUGUUGUCAAGUUGUGGAGAGAAAGCCUUGCUAAGGUUAACCAGAAGGCUGCUGACUCUUUAGCCGACCCCACUGAGUAUGAAAAUCUCUUCCCUGGACUUAAAGAAGCUUUUGCUGCGGAACAUUAUCUCAGAGAAUCCUGCCUGGGCACCACGAGACCAGCAACAGAUUACCCUCUUGUCACAGCCAAUGAAGACAGGAAUAUUUUGGAGGAAGCGGAGGGAUACGAGCCCAAAGGAACAUUCCUUCCCGUUGUGACUAAGGUGACAGAGGAGGUUGAAGAGCCCACACCGAUGUCAGCUCCACUUCCGGUUGAGGUCGAGCCUUUGCAACCAGAAGUGUUGAGUCUGCCAGAGACCAAGAAGGAAGUACCAACGCUGUCAGAGCCAGAAAAAGACAAGUCUCUGGAUGACCUGGAGGAGGACCUGGACAACAUGGAGCUGGAUGACAUAGACACCACAGACGUGAACCUUGAUGAUGACUUCCUGGACGAUUAAGAGUGCAUUCCACUUGUACAGUCUUCAGAAACCAUUGUGUACUCAUUGAUGAACCUCUCAUAUUUGACUUCCUGUAUUUUUGGGGGGGGGGUUUGGUUAUACCUUUGUCUCUUGGGGAGAAAAUAAUCCAAUAAACC
This is a messenger RNA of Synchiropus splendidus (mandarinfish), 3051 nucleotides long. It is a transcript of the gene copb2, whose product is annotated as COPI coat complex subunit beta 2. Gene Ontology annotation, biological process: intra-Golgi vesicle-mediated transport; endoplasmic reticulum to Golgi vesicle-mediated transport; retrograde vesicle-mediated transport, Golgi to endoplasmic reticulum. Gene Ontology annotation, molecular function: structural molecule activity; protein binding. The transcript has 22 exons. The record is from RefSeq and is a predicted model, not a curated record. Gene Ontology annotation, cellular component: COPI vesicle coat. NCBI's taxonomy places the organism in Eukaryota, Metazoa, Chordata, Actinopteri, Syngnathiformes, Callionymidae. Bases 116 to 2914 code for a protein of 932 amino acids.